Messenger RNA from Oreochromis aureus, 2155 nucleotides. Its product is annotated as Kv channel-interacting protein 2. Gene Ontology annotation, biological process: regulation of potassium ion transmembrane transport. The transcript is spliced from 8 exons. NCBI's taxonomy places the organism in Eukaryota, Metazoa, Chordata, Actinopteri, Cichliformes, Cichlidae. Bases 623 to 1159 code for a protein of 178 amino acids. The record is from RefSeq and is a predicted model, not a curated record. Gene Ontology annotation, molecular function: calcium ion binding; potassium channel regulator activity. Gene Ontology annotation, cellular component: voltage-gated potassium channel complex.
UGCAGUUAGCUACACUUAAAAAGAGCUUAGACUGACUGUCUGUGCAGUUGAAGAUGCAGAGCACGUGCAAGGCCACAGGUCCCUUUAACUCCAGUGGGAAUUUAAAACAGUUAAAUUAAACUUCUAAUAUCUAUUGUUGAAGAUAAAUCUUAAGUAAUUUUUUAGCAUUUAUCAUCAUUCAUCACACAGUUUGUUCAAAUCGAUUGUGUAUUGUUUUAGUUCCGUUUAACUAGCGUUAAUUAGCUUGUUAAACAUACAACUUUACCUUGCUAAAUGUGCGUCGAGUCAUGGAUAUCAAAGGUAAAUACAUACGUCAAGACAAAUCUCUGCUGAGUGCUGAAGGUCCCGGAUGUGCAGUUCACUCAGAGCUCCGGCGAGUUUGUAUCUUGCCGUGACCAGCAGCUCUUUGGUUGAGGCUUUCGAACAAUCAGAUGCAGCGUUACUCACUUGUUGUCCAAUCACAGACGUCGUUCUAUGCUCCACUGACGAAAUGCCGCAUCCUCUCACCAGCCACGGGCUCUCCUCGUCCAUUUAACAACAAAAACACAGCAACACUCGCUGUAUUUGAGACAGCGUGGAAGAUGACUUUGAGUUAUCCACUGUGUGCCAUCGCCCUGAAAGCAUGGACAAGCUGCAGGAGCAAACUAAGUUUACCAAAAAGGAGCUCCAAGUCCUCUACAGGGGCUUCAAAAAUGAGUGCCCAAGUGGUGUGGUAAAUGAGGAGAACUUUAAGAACAUUUACUCCCAGUUCUUCCCUCAGGGAGAUUCAAGUAUGUAUGCACAUUUCCUGUUUGAAGCCUUCGACACGAACAAAAACGGCUCGGUUAGUUUCGAGGACUUUGUAUUUGGCCUGUCUAUCAUCCUGAGAGGGACCAUUAAUGACCGGUUAAACUGGGCAUUCAACCUCUAUGACUUGAACAAGGAUGGUUGCAUCACCAAAGAGGAGAUGCUGGACAUCAUGAAGUCCAUCUAUGACAUGAUGGGGAAAUACACAUACCCCACCAUGCAGGACGAUGCCCCAAGAGAACAUGUGGAGAGCUUCUUCCAGAAAAUGGACCGGAAUAAAGAUGGGGUGGUAACCAUAGAUGAAUUCAUUGAGUCUUGCAAAAAGGAUGAGAACAUCAUGCAGUCCAUGCAGCUGUUUGACAAUGUCAUCUAAACAUCUGGACCAGUGAGGACACUGGCACCAGAGAGGGGUACGUGUGCAUGGGUGUGUAAGAGGAAUCGGGAUUGAAGAGAGAGAGAGAGAGAAAGCGUCUGACUGCAUGUGUGUUGUGUGUGUGUGGCUGUCUCCCGACUUGCAAGCUUGUGCUCGUGUCUCUGUUGAGAGCUGAGUCCUGAGGACACAGAGAGGGCCCCCUCCCUCUAACUGGACCCCCCAGUGGCUUCCUCCAAGCAACAAAGGAGUGUCCCCAGCGCCCAUCCUCAUCAUGCAGAACCUUACGUUUCAUCCCAGAGACACAGAGAAAGAAAGCAAGCAGUGGGCUCACAGCCACCUGCACACCUAACACCCAACCAGCCCCUGCCUGUUUUAUUUGAACUUUUAUUGCUCUUGCUGACGGAGGGACUAUCACAGCCUUUUAUUGGUUGAACUCAGAAGGAUGCUCUCCCUAAACCCUGAUCUCAGAUCACUUUUCCCCUUUCCUCCGUGAUGGCUGAGAGAUGGCAUUGUGAACCUGAUCCUGCCUCUGUGCAUGUGGGUAACACCUUCCUGGAGCCGUAAGACUCAUGGCUCAUUUCCUGGCCAUAAAAAUAGAAAUGAAUCUACGGCCACCUGGUGGACAAGAGAGAAAAAGACACUUCCUGAGGGAGCAACCAACAAAUUGGUGAUCCGAGCGAUCCCGUCUUACGGAGGGAGCUCCGAACGCAUUCUUUUCCACAAGGGACUGAUUUCAAUAUAGCAUGAUGAUGUCACUAAUAUCUAAUUAUGUAUUUACAGAGAUACUCCAAAGUCUGCUCGUCUGUCUGCUGUCCUAGUCAUUCACAGGUGCCUCACCCUUUGUGUAUGUGUGCGUGCAUGUGUAACAGAAGGAGAUGUCAUCUGUCUUACAAAUGUAAGACUUUUGUGACACAACACCCACCUUCAUUCACAGGAUAUGGUAGAGUAAUUCCCGGCCUUCCAAACUAUUACAAUCCUAACAGUAGUUGUCUAUUG